AUGAGGAGGGACCUGCAGCAUUGGGACAGAGCUCUGAUGCUGGCUAAGAGACUGGCUGAGGACCAGAUACCGUUCAUAUCAAAGGAGUACGCUGUUCAGCUGGAGUUCAUAGGAGACUAUGUGAAUGCCCUGUCUCACUAUGAGAAAGGUAUGACCCACAACAACAAGGAGCAUGAUGAGGCAUGUCAGGGGGGUGUGGCCAGGAUGUCAAUCAGGAUGGGUGACAUCAGAAGAGGCGCGGCCCAGGCCAUCGCUCACCCGAGCAGAGUCCUGAAGAAAGACUGUGGAGUUAUACUGGAGAACAUGAAGCAGUUCUCUGAAGCAGCCCAGUUAUAUGAGAAGGGACAGUAUUAUGACAAGGCUGCUUCAGUCUACAUACGCUGCAAGAACUGGUCUAAAGUAGGAGAGUUACUUCCUCAGGUCUCAUCUCCUAAGAUCCACCUGCAGUACGCCAAGGCCAAGGAGAUGGACGGAAAGUUUAAGGAGGCUGCCCAGGCCUAUGAGAGUGCCAGAGACUGGGAUAAUGUGAUCCGGGUGUUGCUGGAACACCUCAACAACCCUGAAGACGCCGUCCGCAUUGUCAGAGAGACGCAGAGCAUCGACGGGGCCAAGAUGGUUGCCAGGUUCUUCCUGCGUCUCAGUGACUAUGGUUCAGCCAUCCAGUUCCUGGUGUUGUCCCACUGUAACGACGAGGCCUUCCAGUUGGCUCAGCAGCACGGGCAGAUGGACAGCUACGCAGACAUCAUCAGCUCUGAGGCCACCCAGGAGGACUACCAGAGUAUUGCUCUCUACUUCCAGGGGCAGAACAAACACCUCCAGGCUGGGAAGUUCUUCCACAAGUCUGGCCAGUACAGCAAAGCUCUGAAGCACUUCCUGAAAUGUCCCAACACUGAUGACAACCUGGCCAUCGAGAUGGCUAUAGAGACGGUGGGACAAGCCAAGGAUGAGUCUUUGACCAAUCAGCUGAUUGAUUACCUGAUGGGGGAGAGUGACGGCAUGCCCAAGGAUGCCAAGUAUCUGUUCCGUCUCUACAUGGGCCUGCUGCAGUACAGAGAGGCAGCAUGUACUGCAAUCAUCAUCGCUAGAGAGGAGCAGUCUGCAGGGAACUACCGUAACGCCCAUGACGUGCUGUUCAGCAUGUACACUGAGCUGCAGACACAGAAGAUCAGAAUCCCUGCUGAGAUGAACACCAACCUCAUGAUCCUCCACUCAUACAUACUGGUUAAGAUCCAUGUGAAGAGAGGGGAGCAUCUGAAAGCAGCUCGCAUGCUCAUCAGAGUCUCCAACAACAUCAGCAAAUUCCCCUCCCACAUCGUACCCAUCCUGACGUCAGCGGUGAUAGAGUGCCACCGGGCCGGUCUGAGGAACUCUUCCUUCAGUUUUGCUGCCAUGCUGAUGAGACCAGAGUACCGUCACAACAUAGACCCCAAGUACCGCAAGAAGAUAGAGACUAUGGUCCGUCGUCCAGACACCAGUGAGAUAGAAGAGGAGAACACUCCAUGUCCAUAUUGUGGUUUCAUGCUGCCCCAGUGUGAACUGAUCUGUCCUGGCUGCAAGAACAACCUGCCCUACUGCAUCGCCACGGGUCAUCACAUGCUGAAAGAGGAUUGGUCAGUUUGUCCUCACUGUGAAUUCCCUGCUCUCUACUCCCAGCUCAUCCUGCUGUUGGAGACAGAGAGUGUGUGUCCCAUGUGUUCCGAGACUCUGAGUGUGAACCAGGUGGAGAAGAUGGAUGACUGUUCCAGCUUCCUGCAUCCUGACCAAUCAGAGCACUGAUACAGAGAUCUCUGUGGUGAUGUGGCCCGGCGGUGUACUACAUAGAGGACUGCUGCUGAGGGGGAGGACGGAUGGUAAUAACGUCUGGAACGGACCAAUGGAAGCCAUGUGUUUGAUACCAUUUCACUCAUUCCUCUCAGGCCAUUACCACGAGCCCGUCCUCCCGAAUUAAGGAGCCACCAACCUCCUGUGAUAGGGGAUAGGGAGCCAGUGACGUCCUCCUCCAUGUUUCUCUUCCACCUGUUAAACUGUUCAUAUAGACAGCUGUAGACGUCCUCCUCCUCCAUGUUUCUCUCCACCUGUUAAACUGUUGAUAUAGACAGCUGUAGACGUCCUCCUCCUCCUCCAUGUUUUUCUACUACCUGUUAAACUGUUGAUGUCCUCCUCCAUGUUUCUCUACCUCCUGUUAAACUGUUGAUAUAGACAGCUGUAGACGUCCUCCUCCUCCAUGUUUCUCUCCACCUGUUAAACUGUUGAUAUAGACAGCUGUAGACGUCCUCCUCCUCCUCCAUGUUUCUCUACUACCUGUUAAACUGUUGAUGUCCUCCUCUGUGUUUCUCUACCUCCUGUUAAACUGUUGAUAUAGACAGCUGUAGACGUCCUCCUCCUCCAUGUUUCUCUACCACCUGUUAAACUGUUGAUAUAGACAGCUGUAGACGUCCUCCUCCUCCAUGUUUCUCUACCACCUGUUAAACUGUUGACAUAGACAGCUGUAGACGUCCUCCUCCUCCUCCUCCAUGUUUCUCUACCACCUGUUAAACUGUUGAUAUAGACAGCUGUAGACGUCCUCCUCCUCCAUGUUUCUCUACCUCCUGUUAAACUGUUUAUGUAGACGUCCUCCUCCAUGUUUCUCUACCACCUGUUAAACUGUUGAUAUAGACAGCUGUAGACGUCCUCCUCCUCCUCCAUGUUUCUCUACCUCCUGUUAAACUGUUUAUGUAGACGUCCUCCUCCUCCAUGUUUCUCUACCACCUGUUUAGCUGUUGAUAUAGACAGCUGUAGACGUCCUCCUCCAUGUUUCUCUACCACCUGUUAUAGACAGCUGUAGACGUCCUCCUCCUCCUCCAUGUUUCUCUUCCACCUGUUAAACUGUUGACAUAGACAGCUGUAGACGUCCUCCUCCUCCUCCAUGUUUCUCUACCUCCUGUUAAACUGUUUAUGUAGACGUCCUCCUCCUCCAUGUUUCUCUACCACCUGUUUAGCUGUUGAUAUAGACAGCUGUAGACGUCCUCCUCCAUGUUUCUCUACCACCUGUUAUAGACAGCUGUAGACGUCCUCCUCCUCCUCUAUGUUUCUCUUCCACCUGUUAAACUGUUGAUAUAGACAGCUGUAGACGUCCUCCUCCUCCUCCAUGUUUCUCUACCACCUGUUAAACUGUUGAUAUAGACAGCUGUAGACGUCCUCCUCCUCCAUGUUUCUCUACCAGCUGUUAAACUGUUGAUAUAGACAGCUGUAGACGUCCUCCUCCUCCUCCAUGUUUCUCUACCACCUGUUAUAGACAGCUGUAGACGUCCUCCUCCUCCUCCAUGUUUCUCUACCUCCUGUUAAACUGUUUAUGUAGACGUCCUCCUCCUCCAUGUUUCUCUACCACCUGUUAAACUGUUGAUAUAGACAGCUGUAGACGUCCUCCUCCUCCUCCAUGUUUCUCUACCUCCUGUUAAACUGUUUAUGUAGACGUCCUCCUCCUCCAUGUUUCUCUACCACCUGUUAAACUGUUGAUAUAGACAGCUGUAGACGUCCUCCUCCAUGUUUCUCUACCACCUGUUAUAGACAGCUGUAGACGUCCUCCUCCUCCAUGUUUCUCUACCACCUGUUAAACUGUUGAUAUAGACAGCUGUAGACGUCCUCCUCCUCCUCUUCCAUGUUUCUCUACCACCUGUUAUAGACAGCUGUAGACGUCCUCCUCCUCCAUGUUUCUCUACCUCCUUUUAAACUGUUUAUGUAGACGUCCUCCUCCUCCAUGUUUCUCUACCACCUGUUAAACUGUUGAUAUAGACAGCUGUAGACGUCUUCCUCCUCCUCCAUGUUUAUCUUCCACCUGUUAAACUGUUGAUAUAGACAGCUGUAGACGUCUUCCUCCUCCUCCAUGUUUCUCUACCACCUGUUAAACUGUUGAUAUAGACAGCUGUAGAUGUCCUCCUCCUCCAUGUUUCUCUACCACCUGUUAAACUGUUGAUAUAGACAGCUGUAGACGUCCUCCUCCUCCUCCAUGUUUCUCUACCUCCUGUUAAACUGUUUAUGUAGACGUCCUCCUCCUCCAUGUUUCUCUACCACCUGUUAAACUGUUGAUAUAGACAGCUGUAGACGUCCUCCUCCAUGUUUCUCUACCACCUGUUAUAGACAGCUGUAGACGUCCUCCUCCUCCAUGUUUCUCUACCUCAUGUUAAACUGUUUAUGUAGACGUCCUCCUCCUCCAUGUUUCUCUACCACCUGUUAAACUGUUGAUAUAGACAGCUGUAGACGUCCUCCUCCUCCUCCAUGUUUCUCUACCUCCUGUUAAACUGUUUAUGUAGACGUCCUCCUCCUCCAUGUUUCUCUACCACCUGUUAAACUGUUGAUAUAGACAGCUGUAGACGUCCUCCUCCAUGUUUCUCUACCACCUGUUAUAGACAGCUGUAGACAUCCUCCUCCUCCUCCAUGUUUCUCUACCACCUGUUAAACUGUUCAUAUAGACAGCUGUAGACGUCCUCCUCCAUGUUUCUCUACCACCUGUUAUAGACAGCUGUAGACGUCCUCCUCCUCCAUGUUUCUCUACCACCUGUUAAACUGUUGAUAUAGACAGCAGUAGACGUCCUCCUCCUCCAUGUUUCUCUACCACCUGUUAAACUGUUGAUAUAGACAGCUGUAGACCAUUUAGUUAUUUUUAACAUAAGCACUCUACAUAUCUGCAUUGAAGCUUGUUUUCCAUUAAUUCAUUCAUGUCGACGAUUUUAAAAAUGUGAAUAUUAAAUAUAUUUUUGCUCUUGUG
Salmo salar (Atlantic salmon) is the source of this 4744-nucleotide messenger RNA. NCBI's taxonomy places the organism in Eukaryota, Metazoa, Chordata, Actinopteri, Salmoniformes, Salmonidae. The record is from RefSeq and is a predicted model, not a curated record.